This is a messenger RNA of Lymnaea stagnalis (great pond snail), 14051 nucleotides long. Lineage: Eukaryota; Metazoa; Mollusca; Gastropoda; Lymnaeidae. The record is from the annotation of a GenBank genome assembly.
GCCACUUCUAAACAAUGGCGGAUGGCUCUAGAAACUACCGCGGCAAAAUCAAAGAUGUACCUAGAUCUGUACCUAGACCACGGAGAUUUACUCCUUAUUCGGUAAAAUAGUUUACAAAAUCAUAGCGUAAUUAUUUAAUUUAGUGGGCGCUAAAUCAGUAAGCUUUUGUGUACACAUUCUUUUCUAGUUCUAGCAUAUGUUUAUUUUAACUGGGGGGCGUCCAUUAAUUUAUAUUUAAUAAAUUAAUUACUAUUACCUCCACAAAAUAGGGGGGUGGGGUGGAAAUGUUUGACAUGUGUUGACAAGGAGGGGGGGGGGGGUUUAGAUUAGUUGACGUCAACAUUCAUGUUUUCUUUUUAAAAUUUUAAUCUUAAAAAUUGACUGUUAUUACAUUAAUUUAAAAACAUUAAAAAAAAAAUGAGUGUAAAUUAAAUUAUUAUAGUCACAAUUAAUUUAUAUUUAAUAAAUUAAUUACUAUUACCUCCACAAAAUAGGGGGGUGGGGUGGAAAUGUUUGACAUGUGUUGACAAGGAGGGGGGGGGGGUUUAGAUUAGUUGACGUCAACAUUCAUGUUUUCUCUUUAAAAUUUUAAUCUUAAAAAUUGACUGUUAUUACAUUAAUUUAAAAACAUUAAAAAAGAAAUGAGUGUAAAUUAAAUUAUUAUAGUCACAGUCAUAGACUCAUAGAUCUAUAAUUUUUAGGGUUAACAAUAUAAAUAUAAGUCAGAUUUAUUUGAAUUUGUCUGUCUAGUGUCUGUUCAUUGCAGAUGGAUGGUCAGAAUGUUAGCACACUUUGUUAGUGCAAGAGAUGUCAAAAGUUGGCCUCUCUUCACCUGUAGAUUCUGUUUGUUGCAAAUUACUAACUAGAGCAGUUUGUUUGUAAUCAUGUAUCUUUCCAGUGUCAUGUGCAGUCAAGAUAAAUGAUAUUGAUAGAGUAGGAAUACGAUAUUUUGAGAAUUAGGGGAAAGUAAAGUGAAAAAUAAUAAUAAUAACAUCACUGCUUGAACAGAUAGUGAUAGUGAUAGCCUAUGCAAAAUCAUUCAAAAUGCAAAAUCUGUAGACUACAGUGUAGUAAAUUAGUAAAUUUUGCCUGUGUUGAGUGUAUAGUAUGUAGGCUUAAAUAAAGAAUCGACAUGUGAAGACUUGGACAUCCUAAUAGUUCACAGGCAUGUGAGAAAUAUUUAGUAGUCAACACCUAUAUUAUAUUCUCUAAAAUAUCCGCUCAGGUCAUGACAAGUUAUAAUAGUAACAGAACACUACAGUGAUAUCAGUACCAGCAGAGAGAAAGGUUACAAUUAGGGGUGUGCCGGAUCCGUUUUUUCCAACCGGAUCCGGAUUUUCUUAUGCGAAAUCCGCCGGAUUCGGAUCCGGAUUCCGGAAUAAUCCGGAUUCCGGUUUCUCCCGGAUUCCGGAUUUUGGUACUAUUGGUAGAUACUUCGGUAAGUCAAGGUGGACUACUACUUUUUGUGUAUGGGAAUUCGCAAUCGGCGCCAAAAAAUCCGAGUUUUUAAUUUUCCGAUGUGUGUGUCUAUUUAUUAUUAAAUUAGUACUUUCGAUAUAUAUUUGAGUUCCGUUCCAUUUGGAUAAGUGUCUUACGAGAGACGCCAUGUUUCUACGCGUUCGCAGCAGGUCAUGCAGCUCGCUCAACCUAAUUUCGCCAUGGGGUUGGCCACGCCCCCCUUUUUAAUGGCGGAAGUUGACGAUACUUAGGAAAUAUUAAUUUAUUAUCACUAUUUACAUCAAAAUAAUUGAUAACUUGUGUUUCAGAAUGCAUUUAAAGACAUUUAAACUGGAAUGUUUUAAUUUGAGCUUUAACAACCCGGUAGAAUCCAUAUUAUAAAUGAUCAGAAUUUACCGUGUGCAACACGUUGUCAUUGGCAACCAUUCACAGCCACUUGCAUAACUGUAUCGUAGUACUACCUCAGAGUUUCAUUCAUAAGAGUUUGCCGUGUGCAAAAACUAUUAAACCAUUGGUCAGGGAAAGCUUUAAUUAAUUAUUCAUGUGCCAAAGUUGAAAGUUUAAACUAAGUCUAAACAGUAUUUUAGUGAUAAGGCAGGGAAUGCGUUGCCUUAUAUAAACUAUAUAGUCAUUGCGCAUGACGGGAUUGGUGGAAUGAGAUCACAGAAUGUGGAGAUGCAGUCCAUGUUAAAAAAUGACAAACCAAGUCGUACUUUAAAAAUUCAUAACUUUAAAACUACAACAGCUAAAAAUAUGAUUUUGGUGUUAUAAUUCUUUAAAAAAUUACAUCUUUUCAACUAUGCCAUUGGUUUAUUUUUACAAAAAGUUUAAAUUUUCUUAUCAAAGUCCCUACACUAUUGGCCACUAUUAGCGGUGCUGACUCUAGCCUCUGGUAUGUACGGAAUAUUAAACAUUAAACAAGCUCAACGCUCGAAACAAUCGAUUAAUGUAUCGUGAUCGUGUGGAAUUCGGGAAAGAGAAUUACUUUUAUUUCAGAUUAUGAUCCGGUGAGUCACAAAAUCUGGCAAAUUCCGAAAUCCGGUAUAUUCCGGAAUCCGGUUGUUCCGGAUACAUGUAAAUCCGGCGGAACCGGAUUUCACCGGAUAGUGCAAAAUCCGGCGGAACCGGAUUCCGGACCGGAUUCCGGCACACCCCUAGUUACAAUUAUUUAAGAAAAAUGAAAUUUAAACAUGUGUAACAUUUAAUGCUCUGAUUUUCAUACAGUCGUCUGGCUAAUGAGCCAUUUAUCACCAAUGACCAAUGAUGUAUUAUUGUAUGAUGCUAUUUCAGAGCAGCUAGGAAUCUAAUUGCCAUUCACAUGUCAGCUUCAGUUUACUACCAUGUUUGUGAGAAGACAGGUUGCUGUUACAGAAAAAUCUCAAAACUUUUUUUCCUUUUUCUUUAUUCAUUUCCAAACUUUAGAAGUUGACCAUGUCUUUUCAAGCUCCUUAAAAGUUUAUGAGCAAGUUUAAUUAUGAAACUUUCUAUCUGUUGGAAUAGAUGCAGAAAUUUAUGUUCCUAUGUUUGAUUUUUUUUUUCUUGUUUCUUUUUUUCAAAAUAUAAAGAAUUAAGUUGGAAACUUCCAAAUAUUUUCCUUACAUGCAUUGUGUUAAUUAAUGAGGUGCAUUUAAUGGUACAUGAUGUAACUUUCAGAAAAAUAAUUUCUUUUUGCAUUCAAUAUAAAUGAAAAAUGCCAUUAAUUGUGCCUAAUAAACUAUGCAUUAGUAUAAAUGGUUUUGGCCUAAAGUCGGUAGACUGUAAAACAACAGCAUUUGUAAAAUAUAAUAUAUGAAGCAUAGCAGUAAAAAAAUAAAUAAUUAUCUGUUGUAGCAUGAAAAAGAUGUAAUAUUGAGUUUGCAUCUUUUUUGUUGAUUUCCACUGAAAAAUGCUUAAUGCUUUGAUUGAAAGAUAUUUUUUAUUUCAAACUAAUUAUUUACAGUGUUUACUUUUCUAAGGAAAACCUUUAAAAACUGCUUAGAACGCAGAUGAAAAAAUACAGACAAAAUAAUGCAACUGACAUAACAUGACUGUGACAGAUAUAAUGUGUCUGAAUGCAAGCCAUAAAAAUAGAAGAACAAUAAUGUCAAUUCUUUUACAGAAUUACAACUACUUCAUUGUAGCAGUUAAAUGAACAUAAAUAAACAUACAUAACAAUGUUUUAAUGUGUAUCCAUCAUAUGACAUUGACUAUGGCAAUGAAAAUUGUUAGUCUAUAUUUAUUAGAUGUAAAUACUAUAAAAUUCAACAAGAUUUCUAUUUAUUAAAAUGUGCGGACAUGUACAUGUUCUUAAUUCAAGAUGGCCACCAGGUCAUACGUCACACAAAACAAAAAUACUCAAAAUGACUCCAUGCAUGAAAUAUAAAACCAAAUUUUAUGCAAUUUAAUUUUUGGAUGUUGUGUCCUGGUUUUUACAUGGAAUUUACCUUGCUAUAUUGUUUAUCACAAAAAUUUGGGACUGAUGAUGGUUAUUUUGUUUGAUUUUUUAAAUAAAAAAAGUUAAAUACACUUUUUUCUUGUUGAAAAUCAUAAAAAAAAUUUUUUAUCUCAUAUAUUUAAAAAAAAAAAGAAAGGAUGUCAAAUGGAACUAUUUUCUCAUCCCUUAGUCAGAAAAUGGCAGUGAAGUUCCAGAUUCAGCAGUUUCAAAACAUUAUUGAAAUUCCUAUAUUAAACUUAGCAGCAAUUAAGAGUUGAUCCAAAGUAUAAAAAAUAUUUUUUUUCCCAGAGUAUAACAAUAUCCUUCACUGAAUCAAGAUUAACUUUUAAUUCAUAGGUUACUCAGAAGGAAGCUGGACAAACAUAUGAUAAGAUUCUUGCCACUAUUUAUGGACAUGUCGUAGGUGAUGCCAUUGGUCAUCUUACGGAAACAUUGUCCAAGGAACAAGCUUCUAAGGUUGGCUUUAAAAUUCUACAAACUGUUGUAAAAUUUGUUACUUUUAUCAAAUUGAACAUUAUUUAUAAGCAAUAUAAUGAAAGUUAAGAAUCUAGGAGAAAAUCAUUUGGCUGAAUUCAUAUUUUAAAUUAAAUUGUAAAAGUGUUAAGUUAAGCAUAAAAAAUGUACCUGUUUUAAAUUUUUUUAAAGGGUUAAAAUUAAAAGUAUAUGACUAUAUAUAUAUGUAUAUAUAGAAAUUUAUUGUAAAAAUGUAAAUUGCUAUUCCCUGCGGAUAGGAUUGUAUAUUGUAGGUCUAAUGUUAAUUGCUUGUUUGUUGAAUAUCCCUAAGAGUAACUACAAUUGUAAUAUUUUAAACCUUUUUAAAUAAAUUUAUUUUAAAAAAAAAAAUGAUAUUUUGGAUGUAUUAAAUUAUAGGCUUUUAUGUAAUUUGAUUCAGUUAAUAAAUUGGUUUGAUUUAACACAAUUUUUUUUUUUUCAAUUUAAGGACUUUUUGUGUGUGCAUCAUACCGCACCAAAGAAUUAAUGGACAUUUUUUAAGUUAGGAUGUGAACAUUUCUUUUCAACUGACAAUUUUAAAAUAAAUUUUUUAUCUUUACUAUAAAAUUUGUAAAAAAAUUAAGAUAACAAAGCAUAUUGAUAAAAUUUAAUAGAUUUUAAAAAAAGUUACUUCUCCCUUAAGAAAUAUACAAAAGGUAGAGGAAAAUCUGAAGUGGACAACACAAAAAAAACCAGACGAUUUGGCCAAAGAUCCUUCAAAAUUCAAAAUAGAAUAUGUCUAUCAGUUUCUUUCAACCACAUAACUUUACAACAACCUAAGAGCAUUUGUCUCUGUGUUUCUUUGCUGUUGAAUGUUUUUUGGUUGAAACAUACACUUUUUAUGUGGUCCUAUUCAGGUUUCCUCUACCCUUUGUAUAUUUCUUAUUGCUUCAACUUGAACACAAUCCUCACUGUAAUUCUCUUACUAUUCACAUAAAAUGGUAUUUGCAAUCAGUAGGAUUUUGAAAAGCUGUACAAGAAUUUGUGAUUUAAAAAUGAGUACAGACAGAUAUCAGUAAAACUUAAUAUGUUUAAUGUCAUCCAUAGGUAUAUGGCUCAGUGUCCAAGGAACUGGAGCUUGUUCACAAAAAGUUGCUGAAUGAUACAGUCCGUAGGAAAUGGUCACUUGAAGAUUGGACAGAAGAAUCUGAUAUGAUUCUUAUUAUUUUAGAGUCUUUAGUGUAUUGUAAAGGUCAGGUAAGUUCAACUGAUCUAUAUUGUGAUGGCUUCUUGGCAUACCCCAUCUCUGUGACACAAUGAUCCUUAAUCAUUGGCACCCUAAUAGUUUCCUAUAAAAUAAAAAUCACUGGAUGGAGAUGAUGAGAGGCGAAAAAAGUUUGUUUUAAAUUAUUUGCUCUGGAUCUAAUAACUAAGUCUGAAACUGCUUUGUAUUAAAGUGUAGCACCACUGCUGCUGCAUUAAUAUGCUUACUCUGUAUUUUUGCCCCCCCCCCCAAAAAAAUACUCAAAAUAUUUAUAUAUUGUCACAAAAGCCUUGUAUUUUACUAUUUUAAUUAUUUUUUAAACGCAUUAUUAAUUCAGCUGCAAUAGGAAACUAAUGUAAUUAAAAAUUGUGUGUUAUUGAUGAACUUUUAAAUUUAGAUAAAUAUUUUUGUUACUUUGAUAUGUGCAAUAAUUAAAAUUUUAGAAAUCUAACUAAAUUUAAAACAUUUAAAAAAAAUUAACCCCUCAGGUGGAUGUAAUUGACCUUGCUAAACGUUUAAUGGACUGGUGUGAGCGAGGUUUUCCAGAGCUUAAUGAUGUAUGUGGUCAUGGAUUGGAUUCUUACACAAAAUCUGUCAUUACACAUCCACAGUUUUCAGAGGCGCCAAAAGAUGUACAGUAUUUUUUUAUCAAUUAUUUUCUGUAAUUUAUAAUUAAAAAUGUCAAAUAAUAAUUUCAUUUUUUCCCCUUACUACUUAAAUUCUAUUCUUAUAGAUUAAUCUAUAGUCUACACAUCUAUAAUAAACAAUCCAAAAAUCAUAAAAAAGAAGGAAAAAAGAUUUGCCUUUAAAAAUAAUAAAUAAAGAGAUAUAUUUGCUGUGAGAAUUGUGCGACUAAACUAUUAAGUAUUACUAUUAGUACGUUAGUUUCUUUAACAACCAUCUGGUUUAAAGGCUUGGAUCAAGGGGUCCAACUUAUUUUAAAUUAAACCAUCAUUUCACGCAAAUAAUUUAAUACCUAAGAAUCUAUAGAUUCCUCUCUGAAUUAAUUGUUUGACAAGUUUACAAAUUAAUCUGUGAAAUUUAUACCAACAAAUUCAUGUGUAGUACUUUUGACUUAGCAUUCCUGAAAUAAAGUUCACAUUUUAUACAUUUGCAGGCAGCUGAGAUAUGCUGGAGGCAGAGCCCUAAACAGUUGGCUGCUGGAAACAGUGCUGUGACACGCAGCACUGUGCUUGGCCUUCAUUACUUCACUGCACAUGCUAAGGUUAUUCAAAAUACUGUGGAGGUGUGUUCUGUUACACACUCUGAUCCCAGGUAGGUGGGGGACUGCUAAGUUGAAUUUAAGUUAUUAUAACUAUAGUCAUGUCAUGUUAUUUAUCAAGUAAUGAAUACUGAAGAUACAAAUGAUGAUCUGAACCAUAAAAAAAGAUUAUCAAAGAUUAACUAAAUUGUAGAUCAGGCAUGAUAUCUUUAAAAAUGCCAAGUUACCUGCUGUAUAAAAAAGUUCUCAAAGUACUGUCUUCCUGAUAGUUUUAACAUUGAAAAACAAGCAGUACUUAUGGUAUUUAAGAUGAACAUCUUACUUUUCAAGACAAAAUUAAAGACAUACAUUAUUUUUUUCAACUAUAAUUAAAUGUAUUUUUUAGAAUUCUAGCAACAUUUUAACCCUCAAACUGUGCCAUGCAUCAUUCUGUAGUGUGGGAGCGUUUCAGAGCUUUUUGAGUGCCUUUUGAAAUUGCAUUAAAUGACAUAGAAAUAUUGAUACAAGACCUCAAUAAGUGAUAUUUUUAGAAAGGUAAAUGGAUGGGGAUAAAGUUGGCUAUAUUGCCCACCCCGUAAAAAAAUUUUUGCUCAGUGUCCUUGACCUUGGAAUGCUCAAGAAAAAAAAAUUGACAGAAUGUCUUGCUUUCAAGUGCUCAUAACAUCAUUUUUAUAGAUACAAUUAAAAAAAUAAUUUUAAAUGUUGUAUCUUUCAGAAAAUGUAUAGUUUGCUAAGGUUUUGAUUACAAUUAAACCUCUGAAAGCAAUUUUAGUAAUUUUGGAUCAUUUAUUAUUGAAAAAAAUAAGAAACAAGGACCACUGCUAAAACCAAGUGCAACAUACAAAAUCUCUGGCAAAAUAGUUAUUAUUGACUAGUAAACAUUUAAAAAGGAGCUGUGGAACUGAUUUUGAUUGUUUAACUCUUUCGAUGCGGAACAACGCACACUGCGUUCUUCCGCCGUUCUCAAAAGCACGGACCAACGCACUGUGCGUUGUUUCAAUAUCAUGUUUCUUUCUUUGCUAUUUCUCGGUUAAACUUUUUGAGAGCUAUUUUUAAAUAAGACUUUUACAUAGAAGAGUGGCACUUCAUUGUUUACAAUCGAAACCAAGGCUCAUUUAUUGUCAAUUGAAGCAUUAUUUUGACGAUUUUCUUCGCGUUUUUUUUUUUACUGUUGCUAUGGCUACCCUAGGCUCUAGUAGGUAAGUUUCCUAGACGAUUAACAGUUAAAAAAGCUUUGAAAUUGUUUUAUAAUAUUUCUUUUGACAGCGAAGAUGAUUUAUAUUUAGAUACAUCGCAUGAUUCCGAUGGUAGUAGUUUUAGAGGAAUUGAGUUAUAGAUUUGAAGAUGAGGUAUGCGUAUAUCAUUGGGUUUGAGGAAAAAUGGUUUAGCAUAAAAUGUUUUCACAUUUUAUGGUUCUUUCGUAUAACUUAUUUUUUUUUAACUGUAGAAACUAGUGUACAAAUAUAUAGUCCUUUCAAUUACCUUUCAUUUGAUACUAAGUUUAGUCUUAUAAACCAAAGAAUAAUAUUUUAAAUAUUUUUUAAUCAACCCAACCUCUCACUCUUUUUCCGCUCUUUGAAAAAAAUGUACAUUUUUUCGAUGAAAAAAUUCCGCAGCGAAAGAGUUAACAAUAAAAUUUAAUAAUUCUGAUCUAUAAUCUGUAGCUUCUGUGACUAAAAUUCAGCCAGUCCUUGCCCAACCUCCAGGCCUGGCUCGAAGUCGAACAGUAGGCCUACUUCAGUAUCACUAAGACUAGUAUCAAAUUCACAAGAAGAAGAAUCUGAAGUGAGAUGUAAUGGGGAAUGUUAAAAUCAUCAUCAGUAUCACUUAAAUCCUUUCCCCUAAGAAGCUUUCAAAAAUAUUUCAAUUAGUUCUCGCACUGAAGGCCCAGCCAUGGCUUCAUCCAUUUUAGAUUUUUAAAAAACAAACCACUGAUAUAAAACUCUGAUUAAAAAGUACGUAUUGUUAAGUUAUCAAGAAACAGAUUGAUCCGGAAGUUGAUUUAAUUAUUAAUAAAAUAAAGUGCCUAUGAUUCCAGUUAAAUAUUGGAUUGGACGUUGCUAUCGGACAGUGUUUUUAAUCGGCCGUCAAAGUAAAGAAUGGGAAUAUCGGCCGAUUUCUUCGGCCGACCACAGAUCGAGGGUUAAAAUGAAAUACCGCAGUUAAGACUGUUCUGUGAUAUCUCCAAUGACGGGAAGAAUUUUUAAUUAAUAUUUUUAGAAAAUUAGGUUAGAGAAAAAUGCAGUCCUUAAUUUAAUGAAAAAGUGACAACACAAGUGAGUUUAACAUUCCCAAUUAGAUGAAAAAUUUUAUAUUUUAAAUCGCAUAUUUUUUCAUGUAUUUUUUUCAUAAAUUAUGAGUUUAAAUAUUCUAAAAUCUGCAGGUUUUGAAUUCUAUAUACGCUUUAAUGUUCCGUUUCCACUUUCUCGUUUGUAGCAAAACAAAUAGUGCUUAAAACCUAUGGCACCAUUCAACCUAUCUCUAAAUAUCUUCUUAACUCAUCAUUUAGAUUUGAUUGAUCAUCUGAAAUUUUAUAUAAAAGUAACUAAAUGUUUUUGAAGGUGUAAAGCGUCCUGUGUUGCUGUUACAACAGCUAUAUCACUCAUGUUACAAAAAAAACAUGUUAAAAAGAAUGGACUUUUUGACAUGGAUGAAAUCAUAGACGAGAGCUACAGAUAUGCUUCAAACUGUUUACUGGGCUGUCCAGUUGAAGAGGUAAGAGAUUGUUCUUCUAAUACUAACAUAGUUAUCCUGGUUGAAUUACUGUACAAAUUUAAUGUAAUAGAUUAUCUAUUGAAUCAAUGUUUUUAAUUUUUUCCUUCUGAAAUCCAAUGCAAAAUUUUGAUAAAACUUGCUUUCAGGUAUAAACUUCUUUUUUUAAACUUCAUUUUUAUUUUUGAAUCAGGUAAAACCUUAAUAAAGGUUUUGUAAAUAAAAAAGAUUGACAAGUUAUAAAGAUCUCAAAUUAAAAUAACUUGAUUUUUUUUUUUCCACUGUUCCUUAAAAAGGGGGUGGGAGAAAUCCUUUACACUGUUCCCUAAAAAGGGGAGGGAGAAAUCCUGUAAGACUUCAGCAAAUUAUUUUAUGCCAUUCCCUUACCAUUCAAUAUACCAGGAAAAACUAUCCUAUGCUCACACCUUUGGGUAGCAUGGUAUUGUCAAUUAAAGGGAAAACAUAUUUCUUCUUCAUCAUCAGUUCUGUCAAAAAUAUUAAUGUUUUGUUUUAAAAAAUACUUUUAGUAAUUGCUGAAGAAGUAGAUACGACAAUUUAUGUUAACAAUUUUUUUUACACAUUCAGGUAACAAAUAUGGUUAUCUAACUGGUCUCUGAUUUUUUUUUUUUAGAUGGCCAUUUAUCCCAAUGGUACUAAAGUGAAGAAAACAGACAUUUUCACUUAUGCAUAAAAUGGAUUAUAUGAUUUUCUUCAUUCAUAGAAAUGACACUUAGAUCAUAACUGUUCAUCUAGCUUUAAAUGUACAUGUGCAUAGUAGAUUAUAAAGUGGGUCAGCUGUUUUGUAGUCGUACUCAAAUAUACAAAUCUUAGUGUGGUGCGAUAUGAUUAGCUGAAAAGAUGCUCUUAAUUGUUGCUGAUUGUAUUUCAAAGAAAACAUGUCAUAAAAUGUACAUAAUUUUUUCAUUCAUGAAAGUUAAAGUCAUUGAAGAAAAGCUUGCAUUCCACUUCAUUGAAAGAUCUCAAGUUAGGAGAUGUAGGCAACAUGUCUUUCACAUACAAGGCUGUUGGUGCUGGUUUCUGGGCUCUUAAACAGAAAGACUUCAGAACAGCUAUUCAAGACAUUGUGAUGGAGGUAAAUAUAACACAAAGUUAUAACUUUGCAUCUAAAACACUAGUUGGCAUUUUUCUUUAAUUGGUUAACUACCAUGAGCCGCUGGGAGCGUUUCUUUCGUUAUGGCCUCUAGGCGCUGGUCGCGCCAAUGUUAGUAUCGUACUAAGUUGAGUCAAAAAUUUAUAUUAUUCCAUUCCCGUUUCGCUUCGAGAUUUUAAUUUACAGACCAGAUAUUUAUAUUCGAAACGCAUGCUAUCGGCAGAACGUUUUAAAAAACAAAAUGUUAAUUAGUUUUGAUUUAAUUUCCUAGCUAGUUACAAAACUGUACAUGUUUACCGUGGCAACAAGUGACAGGGUUUCUAAAGAUUGGAAGUGAAAAUAUUUUUCAGUUUCUGUGUUUUUUUUUGUUGCAUUUUUCUUAUUAUUGAAUAUACUAUUUGGAAACCACCAAAUAAAAGGCUAUAAAUGAUAAGGAAAUUUAAAAUUUAUACGUAAGUUGGCACAUCAACAUAUUUUGUAAUGUUUUUCUAUUGAAAAUACUAAUUUAACAAUUAAUAAUUUCCUAACAAAACUUAACUUUAGAAAUGUUUUGAGUUUAUAUUAUAGAUAAUUCAAUUACAUACAAAAUGGUUUAUUAAUUAUAAGAAUAUGUUUAUAAUUAAGAAAACUGCAGCUGAAAUUGUACAUGCACUUAAAAUUAGAAAAUAUGACCAAGAUUUAAUUCGGCCACAGCGGGUUUUUCAAUCUGGCAGUUAAUCAGGUAAUCAGCAUUAACCCUUCACGUUUAGAAAAUUGUUAGGAUUUUCUAAUUACUUUUGUUGAAUAACCCCAAGGGAAAGUAGACAACAUAAUUAACAAUGUUGUGCCUCAUUAAAAAUUAUAGUUUUCUUUAAUUUGUAUUUUAUUUCCUUAAUGAGUUGAAAACCUUUGCUCAACCAUACAGGGAGGUGAUUCAGACGCCAAUGCUGCUGUGGCUGGAGCAUUGCUGGGGUGUAAAUUGGGUUUUUCUGCUAUUCCCCAAUCCUGGAUAAAUGGUCUUCGCUACAGGAGCUGGCUAGAUGAUUUAGUAAACAGGUUAGAGAUUUUAAUUUUAACCUCAUUGUGCCAAUGCCUAUAGGGAAAACAUAAAUGAAAAUUUUUCUGUGGUUCAAAUGAAUAAAAUGAGCUGAAAGUGUUGCAGAUUCAAAUUUAAACACAAAAACUGUAGUGGUGUAGGGUCUAAAUCAGUAGCAUUUGCAGCUUCAAUAAAAAUUGAGAUGUUUUGAAGCCAUAUUGACCUAAGGAAAUAGACAGCAUUAACAGGAGCUGAUUCCAUGGUAAGCUCCUACCAUGCAGUGAAAUGAGAUCAUACAAAUUCUGAAUGUUGGAUAUCUAUAAUCCCUGGAGUUCCUUUUUUUUUUUUUUUUUUUUUUUUUUUUUUUUUUUUUUUUUUUUUUUUUUUUUUUUUUUUUUUUUUUUUUUUUUUUUUUUUUUUUUAUAUAAAGCUGACUUGAAGGAUAUUGUAAGACAGUUUUGCAGACUUACUAACCCCAAUAUUAUUGAUUUUGAAGCAUUUUGUAUAAUAAUAUUCAAAGCAAAAAAGUUACUGAUGUUGAUGGAAAUCUGUAUGAGGAAUACCUCUAUUUAGUCGGGUGCUCAUCCUACCCUCUUUUUGCAAAUGCAAGUUUGUUCUACAGCUGUGGUGGCCAACCCUUUAAAUAUUGCAAGCAUCACAAAUGAACUUAUUUGUAAAUCCUUUAUCUUUAAGCACUUUGCUUUUGUUAGUGUGUUUCUGUCUUUCUUUGUGGCUGCAAAAUCAUAGGAAGGCUAUUCGAUCCACUUCCCAUCAUCCUAUCGAGCUAAAACUUGGCACAUAGACUCAUUGCCAAUUAUAACAAAUUCUAUUAAAUUUUCAGCCCCACCCCCAACAGUCAGUUUUUCAGGGGGAAUGAAUGUUAAUGAUUUUUCCAUGGGUGGAUGUUUUGGUGUGGAGGUUAUGCAGCUGUUGCUAUGUGCUUUGUAUUUGUGAUGUAUUUGGAUAUGCAGUAAAAAUAAAAUGUAUUUUUGAAGGGGAAAAUGAAGGAAAUUUGAAAAGUUUUUCGCCAGAAAUUUACCCAUUUACAUAACCGCUUCUUAAUAAAUGUUAAAUCACGUACAAUUAAACAAAUGCAUACAAAAAUGCAUAAAAAGGAUUUAUAGAAAAAAACUUUGUUUUUAGGGGUUGUUUAAGUUCAUUCAAUUUAGGAUUCUUUGCUUAAAGCCACAUUAAUAUGUAAAGGAAAUAAGUAAAGCAUCUUUUUUUGGACUGAUAUGUAAAAAAUUAGUUUCAAAUUAUUCAUGUCAUAUCCUAAAUAACAAUUUAAAAACAAAUAUUACUAUUUAGUAACUACCAAAAUUAAAGGAUUAAUAUAACCAGAUUGUCAAGUGAAACUAAAUUUGCACUAGCAUUUCUUCUGAAUGAUGUAAAACUAAAUUCAGAUAUAUGCCAAAAUGGAUCCCUGUAUAAAUUUUAAAAGAUCCAGACCUCCCCUAACCCUACUUUUGCUAUUGAUCCUUCGUUUGCUGUUCCCCACUCCUAUCAAUUGUAUUAGCAAAUGACCAGGCACCUUUGCAUUUGCAAUAAAGCUCUACAUUAUAAUCAUAUACAUAAAUAUUAAAGAGAGAUAUUUUGAUUUAAAUCCAUGCUAUUUAUUUAUGUAUAGUGGCAUGAGUUGACGUGUUAUCAUUUGUGUACAUUGUUUUUAUCUUCUUUAUUAGGUGUAAUCAUGACCUUAGAGCGCUGUGAGCAUGCUAAAGUAGCAAUAUAAAAAUUCAAUUUAAUGACAUGUGACCAACGAAGAGAUUACUCGUGAUGCCAUUUGGAUUGGCCAUCCCUGGUCUGCUGAAACUAUAAGUCUUUAUCAAUUGAUAAGAUUUAUUACUAAGUAUAGGAGAUACAAGUGCAAGGCUUAAUGUGUUCUGAUAUAGCUGACCAAUACUGACUUUAAAGGGCUUUAUUAUCAUUUUGAAUCGGCUUAAUUUGUUUGUUUUGUUGUAGUUAGUGUUGUUGGUUUAUUUAUUUAUUUAGGCAUUUUUAUAUAGCGCUUACCAUAAAGCUCUAAGCGCUUUACAAUUAUUAAAAACAUGUAAACUAAGUAAAAUAAAAAUGAGAUACUAGGAUAGUAACUACUAUACUAUAGAAACAAUGAAAAUGGCUAUAAAACGAGGACACUUUGACACGUUUUGGCCUAUACUUCAGGAUCAACCCGAAACAGAAAAUGAGGCAGGGCAAAGAGGGUGCAUCACAGGUCAUAGGCGGACAACUUAGCAUUUAUUAUGUGACUGUUCUUACAGAACUUAAUCACAGUUCUUUAUCUUUACACCAGAUAUCUGCACAUGAUGGAAAGAGGCAAGGCCCUGCCAAAGUCUGAGUCCACAGUCUGAGGUUAACAUUCCAAGUCUUGCAUGCCACGUAUAGUCAAGUCUGAGGUUAACAUUC